AUCGGGAUCAACUACGGCCUGUUGGGAGACAACCUCCCGUCGCCGGACAGAUGCGUCAGCCUACUGAAGUCGAGGAACGUGAACCGGGUCCGGAUCUUCGACCCGAACCAAGACGUGCUCACUGCGUUGGCCAACGCCGGCGGGAUGGAGGUGGUUCUUGGGACGCUGAAUAGCGAUCUGGAGCAGCUGGCCAGCAACCCAUCUUACGCGGCCCAGUGGGUUUCGGCCCAUGUAGUCCCCUUUCGGGCCCGUUUGAAGUUCCGGUACAUUACGGCGGGAAACGAGGUCAUCCCAGGCCCACUGGCCCAUCUCGUGCUCGACGCGAUGAAGAAUCUCGACUCUGCUCUGAAAUCGGCACAAUCGGCGGGUGAAUUCUCCGACGAAUCGAAGCCGUACGUCGCUCCGGUGGUGGAAUUCCUCGCCGCGAACGGUUACCCGCUCUUGGCCAACGUGUACCCUUACUUUGCCUACAAGAGCGACCCGACGAACAUCGAUCGGGAAUACGCGUUGGGGAAUUCGGCGGCCGGCGGCGGCGGGAAGAGGGUGGUCGACGGAAAUUUGGAGUACCUGGGUUUGUUCGACGCGAUGGUGGACACGAUGUACGCUGCGGCGGAGAAGGUGAAGGGGGAGGCGGUGAAGGUUGUGGUGUCGGAGACAGGGUGGCCGAGCGCCGGAGCUGACGUGGCGACGGUGGAUAACGCGAGGACGUAUGUGAACAACGUGGCGGCGAAGGCCCGUUCCGGCGGCGGGACGCCGAGGCGGGCUGGGGAGUGA
Linum tenue is the source of this 774-nucleotide messenger RNA. NCBI's taxonomy places the organism in Eukaryota, Viridiplantae, Streptophyta, Magnoliopsida, Malpighiales, Linaceae. The record is from the annotation of a GenBank genome assembly.